Messenger RNA from Austrofundulus limnaeus, 2388 nucleotides. RefSeq names its product reticulocalbin 1, EF-hand calcium binding domain. The record is from RefSeq and is a predicted model, not a curated record. Gene Ontology annotation, cellular component: endoplasmic reticulum. Lineage: Eukaryota; Metazoa; Chordata; Actinopteri; Cyprinodontiformes; Rivulidae. Gene Ontology annotation, molecular function: calcium ion binding.
ACUGGGGGUGUUUUAGUGUGUCUGUGUCUGAACGCAGGUGCGUUUCGAAGGGUUAUUAGCAGGAUCUUACAGGGGGAAAAAGAGGUUAUUGUAGCGGUCUAAGGAGAGAAGGAGGCUAACAGCUUCUCGCUAGCAGUGCAGCAUUGUUGUGCAGUGUCUGUCGCGGGCCUGUUUAGGAGAUACUGCUUGGCUCAAGGGAAGUCAGCCUCAGCCCAGAGACUGAUGGCUGGCUUCAGCUUCGUGUGUGCUGUGCUGCUGUGCGCCUCUGUGGCAAAUGCGAAGCCAACUUUAAGGAAGGAGCGAGUCAUUCAUCAUGACCCAGAGCUGAGCAGGCAAGCUCACGAAGACAAUAAGAGCUACCAGUACGACCAUGAGGCCUUUCUGGGCAAAGAGGAGGCCAAAACGUUCGACCAGCUCACCCCGGAGGAGAGCAAAGACAGACUCAGUAAAAUUGUAGACCGGAUAGACAGCGACACAGAUGGCUUCAUCACAACAGCUGAGCUCAAAGCCUGGAUAAAGCGUGUGCAGAAGCGUUAUGUGUAUGAAAAUGUUGCAAAGGUGUGGACUGAUUAUGAUCUGAACAAAGACAACAAGAUCUCGUGGGAUGAGUACAAGCAGGCCACGUAUGGAUAUUAUCUUGCUAACCCAGAGGAAUUUGAAGAUGACACGGACCAGUUCAGCUUCAAGAAGAUGCUUCCUCGAGAUGAGAGGAGGUUUAAAACGGCUGAUCUGAACAACGACUUGGCAGCAGACAGGGAAGAGUUCACGGCCUUCCUCCACCCCGAGGAGUUCGAACACAUGAAGGAUAUUGUUGUUUUGGAAACACUGGAGGACAUAGACAAAAACGGCGACGGACAUGUGGAUGAGGACGAGUACAUUGCUGACAUGUUUGCGCACGAGGACGGGGGACCAGAACCAGACUGGGUCAAGACUGAAAGAGAACAAUUCUCUGACUUCAGAGACUUAAACAAAGAUGGGAAGAUGGACCAGGACGAGAUCCGACACUGGAUCAUGCCACAGGAUUAUGACCACGCUCAGGCUGAGGCCAGACAUCUUGUGUARGAGUCUGACCAGGACAAGGAUCAGAAGUUGACCAAAGAGGAGAUCCUCGAGAACUGGAACAUGUUUGUAGGAAGUCAGGCCACAAACUAUGGAGAGGACCUCACCAAGAACCAUGAUGAGCUCUGAGUCUGUGUGUGAGGAGGACUGUCUUUAAAGACACAAUCACAGACUYCUAAACUUCCUCCCACUGUUGCUAGCACCACUCCAACAUUCAAUAAAACAGUGAGACAGACUUGAUAACUGACACUUUUGAUGCCAAACAACUGGACAUCUGAGUCGGUUUUAUGACGAUCUGAAGUGUUUUUUUUUUUUUUUUUCAGUUUUCAUAUUGAUGGUUUUGUUUCUGACAUUCAGGAGUGAAACCAGAGCCACUGAACAUAACUUUUCAUCAGUUGGUGCCUUCAAGCUGCCUUCGAGGCAGCAUCCCGUGCUGCUGCCGAGAUUUGUUUCAGAUAAAACUCGUCAGAUACAAGAAGAGUUUGUGAUAGCAAUAGUAAUGUGAAAUCUGAACCCGGAGCAUUGAUCAUGAUUUGAGUUGUUUUAUUUUCUGAGAGGAACACGGCGUUCCUUUAGCAAUCUUAUUCUGUUUUUCCUUCUGAACACACAAUGUUUCAAUAGCCCCUUUCACAAAACACUUGAAAACAAAACUCUUCAAGCUCUAACUGAGAUGUCCUCUUCUCCUCCCCGUUUGAUUUAUGAAGUCAACCCACUGCUGUUACGCCUCUGAGCCACCAAGMGAAGUAGUUGCAGAGCUUACAUGGUCAGUAUAUGUUAUAGUAAUACAGUAUCUCAGUAUCUCAGUAUCUCAAGGAUGUGAUGUAGUGACGACAAAACGGACUGCGCAAACAGCCGACAGUGGGAUUUAGAUGAGCAUGUGUUUAGCACCUUUUUUAUGUGUAGUUUUUCACAUCAAUGCAGUUAUAUUUCACGCCUCCUACUGUCCUGCAGUGCCAGCUUUAUUUGUGAAAGCUCAAACUGCAACAGGACCGGUCUGGCGCAAUCAUCUUUGCAACCUUUUUGUGAAAGGGGCUUUUGUUUACUUUUUCUACAGCUGUUCAACUUACUGUUUAUGUGUGUGUUGAAUUUAGUUUUAAAUGCUUUAUAAAUUAAGUGAUACGUGGCAUUGUUUUUGCACCCAUUUGGUUUUAGUGUAAUUUGUGAACAUCUGUUUUUAACACUAGUAUUUAUUGGUACACACUAUACUUCUUACAAUGUUAUUUCCUSUAAUAACUGAACUUUACUGUUUACAAUUUUAAUGUUUACUUGUAGUUUUAAGCCAUUUGGCUACAGUAUUUAAAAUGAGAAAGUAAAUUCCUUGCUUUCUGA